Messenger RNA from Fonticula alba, 931 nucleotides. RefSeq lists its product as hypothetical. NCBI's taxonomy places the organism in Eukaryota, Rotosphaerida, Fonticulaceae. The record is from RefSeq and is a predicted model, not a curated record. Bases 90 to 755 code for a protein of 221 amino acids. Gene Ontology annotation, cellular component: nucleus. The transcript has 5 exons.
GGAGAAGAUCGCAGACGAAGGCUCGCGAGCACACGCGCCACCAGAUCCUCUCCUCCUGUUGCCGCCACUCCCCUCUUUGCAUACUCCCAAUGACCAAGCUCAAGUCCCUGCAAUCGCGCAUGGUCAAGUCCGUCAAGGACCUGCGCGGGAGCCAGGCGCACCCGAACUCCCGCGCUGCGGCCAAGUUCUCGCGCUCCAGCCAGCGUAACAACAAGCUCCAGACCAAGCGCAAGGACCGCGACAGUCGCGAUGUCGAGACCCAGCGCUUCCUCUGGAUCCAGGAUAACCUGCCGGCCCAUGCCGAGCACGACGGUAUCACGCUUGAAGACAUGGAUGCCAUGAUCACCAGCUUCAUCUCCCGGCAUGUGGAUGCCCUGGUCGGGGGCUCGGCCCGGCCCGUGGCUGCUGGGCCUGGCGCCGGCAAGCGUCGGACGGCCAGUGCGGCCGACUCGCGUGCCACCUUGGCCGCGGCCACGAUCAAGGCCAAUGAGGCCUCCUGCCGGGCCGGGCAUUGGACCGUGCCGGAUCUUUUCAACAAGCCGGCCGCCUGCCGCGCUUUUCUCCUCUGGAAUGGCGACCGUGGCACCCUGAAGCACGUUGCCAAUCUGGUCACCUACUUCCCGGCCGAUGUGCGCAAGGAGCGCGGCAUCGAGUCUCUGGCCUCUUCAGAGCCCGAGCCGACCCCCGCCGACAAGCCGACGACUGGUGCCGCCGAUGCCGAGCCAGCGGCCGACAACAGCAUGUCCACCGACUGAGUAGCUCUCCUCGUGCCAGGGGUAUGCGCGGGUGCAGCUGUGCUCUCGUACCGUCUCUCUUCCUCGGACAGGAGGGGCAUCGGCAUCGUUGCUCGUGCUCUUCCCCCGCUGUACUCACACUCGGCUGCUUCUCCUCCAGGGUGAUGGCGCCACAAAACAAUGAAAUCUCCACGCGA